AUGAUCUCCAACCACUUCCAGUCCAAUAGGGUGCCGCGAGUGAUCUACCUGAGCCACGCCUUCCACACCAUGACUCAAGGCGAUCUCUCGAUCUCCGACUACGGUCAGGAGAUGAAGAAGGCCGCUGACGCCCUCCGCGAUGUCGGGCAACCUAUUCCGGAGGACACCCUGGUUCUCAAUCUCCUUCGAGGAUUGAACCCUCGCUUCCUCUCCUCCGUCGACUACAUCGCCGGCAUGAACCUCGACUUUGCCGGUGCCCUCAACCAACUCGCCAUCAAGGAACUUCGCCUCGCCAACACCAAUAAGGUCGCUGCGUCCACCGCCCUUAUCGCCUCCACCAACCCCUCCUAUGGCUCAUCUUGCCGCUCCUCCACCUCCUCGUCGGCGCCCCCGCAGCAGCCCAGCGGCCAGUAG
Molecule: messenger RNA, 414 nt
Organism: Panicum hallii
Lineage: Eukaryota; Viridiplantae; Streptophyta; Magnoliopsida; Poales; Poaceae
Exons: 1
Coding region: 1-414 (137 amino acids)
Source: RefSeq, a predicted model, not a curated record